Pyrus x bretschneideri (Chinese white pear) is the source of this 991-nucleotide messenger RNA. RefSeq names its product nuclear transcription factor Y subunit C-3-like. Gene Ontology annotation, biological process: regulation of DNA-templated transcription. Gene Ontology annotation, cellular component: nucleus. Gene Ontology annotation, molecular function: DNA-binding transcription activator activity, RNA polymerase II-specific; protein heterodimerization activity. NCBI's taxonomy places the organism in Eukaryota, Viridiplantae, Streptophyta, Magnoliopsida, Rosales, Rosaceae. The record is from RefSeq and is a predicted model, not a curated record. Bases 348 to 713 code for a protein of 121 amino acids. The transcript has a single exon.
GAGAAAUUUGUCGCCACUUUUAAGCUGACGUCCCACGUAUAUAUAAGCUUGACCAUUUUAACAAUUCAUCCUUAUUAAUUGCAAUCUUUGAAAAAUAAACAUGGUUAUUGAAGUCAUAUACAUUAAUUAACAAAUUAAUGCUUGGUCAUUAGGUUUAAUUAGCCGGCUGGCCAGGCCUGCCGGCUGCUUCCUUAUAUAUGCACCUUCAUAUCCCACAGCAUUAUUCAUUCUCCUCACACCUCUACUUAUAGACUGAAAAGUCGUAAACAACUUAAACUUCGUUUUGUUAGUAAAAAGAAAUAUUUACCUCUAUACCUGAGAUCAGAGAGUUUUAAUUGUUAGUAGAAAUGAGGCAACCGGGAAGGUAUUCGGGAUUGACGAUGUGUGGUGGCAUAUCAGGGAGAACAGGGCCCCACUCGCUACCGUUGGCGAGGAUCAAGAAGAUCAUGAAGAACUCUGGGGAGGAUGUGAAGAUGAUAUCUGGGGAGGCUCCGAUUGUGUUCUCAAAGGCAUGUGAGAUGUUCAUAGAGGAGCUCACUCGGAGGUCUUGGAUGACCACCCUCGAAGGGAAGAGAAGGACAGUGCACAAGGACGAUGUAGCGUCGGCUGUCGUCGCCACUGAUAUCUUCGAUUUUCUUGUCAGUUUGGUUUCGGGGUCGUGCUGUUCUGAAGACAUCACACCGGUGGAAAUUGAAACAUUGGAGAAGUCAUAGUUCAUCUCUAUCACAAAUUCCCAAGAGUGUGUGUAUGUGUACAUACAUUUCAAUAUAUAAUAGUAUAUAAAUGUUUCAAGUGGUAUUUUUUUUUUCAGUUUAAUAAAAUUUCACCUUACUCAGAGUUUCUUACGCAUAUAAAAAGCUAUAUUGAAUAUGUAAAUUUGUAACACCACGUGGAAAAAAUUUCUUGUAAUCCUUGCACUCUUAUAAUGUCUCAUGGGAGUUUCGAAGACAUAUUUGCCAAUCAAAUAAUAAAUUGGACAGAAAUUUUGUUU